GUGCCGAAGUAGCCGCAGAGGCGCGCGUGGAACUGACGGAAGGAGCGCCGGCGGCCAGCGGCGCGCUCUGCAGCAUGUCGCUGAAUGCCUGGGAGUGGGAAGAGGACCCCGCAAGCAUAGAGCCCAUCUCCUCCAUCACCAGCUUUUACCAGUCCACGAGUGAGUGUGACGUGGAGGAACACCUCAAGGCCAAGGCCAGGGCCCAGGAGUCUGACUCUGACCGCCAGUGCAGCAGCAUUGAGUCCUCAUCUGAGCCUGCCAGCACCUUCAGCUCCGACGUGCCCCACGUAGUCCCCUGCACAUUCACCAUCUCACUGGCCUUCCCUGUGAAUACGGGUCAUAAGGGAAAAUAUGCAAGUUUGAUUGAAAAAUAUAAGAAGCACCCUAAAACGGACAGUUCUGUUUCAAAGAUACGUCGUUUUUACCACAUUGAAUAUUUCCUUCUGCCGGACGAUGGAGAACCUAAAAAAGUUGACAUAUUGCUAUUUCCAAUGGUGGCCAAAGUGUUCCUGGAGUCAGGAGUAAAGACUGUGAAGCCGUGGCACGAAGGUGACAAAGCCUGGGUGUCGUGGGAGCAGACUUUUAAUAUCAAUGUGACAAAGGAAUUAUUAAAGAAAAUAAAUUUCCACAAAAUCACCUUGAGGCUCUGGAACACUAAAGACAAGAUGUCAAGAAAAGUCAGAUAUUACCGAUUUAAGACUGCCGGCUUCACAGACGACAUGGGAGCUUUUCAUAAGUCAGAAGUGAGACAUUUGGUUUUAAAUCAGAGAAAAUUCUCUGAACAGGGCAUUGAGAAUGCCAACAUUAUCAGAGAAGACUCGAACCAGGAACAUCCACCAGGAAAACAAGAAAAAGUAGAAAAACACCCAAAGUCUUUGCAAGGUUCUCACCAAGCAGAGCCCGAAAAUUCUUCCAAGAACAGUGAGGAAUAUGAGAAGUCCCUCAAAACAGAUGAUUCUUCCACGGUUCAAUGGAGUGUUUCAAGAACACCAACCAUUUCUUUGGCAGGAGCAAGCAUGAUGGAGAUCAAAGAAUUGAUUGAGAGUGAAUCACUUAGCAGCUUAACAAACAUAUUAGACAGACAAAGGUCUCAAAUUAAAGGAAAAGAUUCAGAGGGAAGAAAGAAAAUCCAGAGGAGACAUAAGAAGCCCCCUGCAGAAGAAGAGGCACACCCCACGCUGACAGGCCUAAGGAAGCAGAGCGCUUUCUCCAUCCAACUGGCCGUCAUGCCUCUCCUUGCCGGAUGGCAAACUGUCAUGAGUCGUGGCAGUGAGAAGUCUGCCAACAUUUUAGAUUGCCUUUUGACUUUAAAAACAGAAGUUCCAAUCAUGACUGAGGAGCAAAAGCAGGAUUUAAAUCCCCUGACCAUAAAGAUCAAGUGUGCUUCCUGCCUUCCAUCACAGCCUGUGCCCAUUCAGGAACUAGAGAGGCUGUGCAUGCCCGUGUACUGCAAGUACCAGUUCCAUAAGACUCCAGUUCACAAGACCAAGGGGGAGCCCCAUGGAACCCACGUUUAUUUCCAGGACAUCAACGUCAUCUUCCUUGGGGCGCUGCAUCCCAGUGACCUAAGGGAAUACCUGGAGGGUCCCCCCAUGGUGGUGGAAGUUCACGACCGGGACUGCAAGUCAGAGGAGUUUUCUCAGAAGCCUGUGCUGUUUGGGGAGGACCCCCUGGAUUCAUACCUCAACUUCCAGGCCCUCAUCUCUCCCAGAGAGACAGAGAACAACCCCUUUGAAUCCGAGAACAAGAUGUGGUACCCUUAUGGGAUCGCCCAGGUCAGUUUUGCUGACCUCCUCCUUGGCCACAAGUACUUGAACCUGGCCGUCCCCAUCCACAGCUGUGAGGUUCAGCCCACGCACUGCAGCCAGGAUAGCAGGAGAAGGAAGGUUGUGGGGCUUGGGGUCCCCAGAGAUGGCCACCAGCAUGGCCCAAUGCCCAUGGGCAACUACCUAGAGGCUGACUCCCAGCUCAAGUUACGAGUGGACAUCGCAGUGCCACUGAGGGCCGGGGCCAGAGCUGCCGAUCCCAACCUCGGGGGCUCCCAGUUUGGCCGCAUCAUCUUCGUCUUUGACUUUAAGAAGGUCUCCCUGCUCCACAGCCUGCUGCAGGACAUCACUAUGAUCAACGCUAAGGCCCUCGGCCUGGACUCCUACCCCGUCAGGACCCUGCAGCAGAUCCUGUCGGCCUUCAAGAUGCGUAUGCGGGUCCAGGAGCAGCAGUACCUGGAUGUACUCACCGGCUUCCACCUGCUGGACGGGAAGACCCACCUUUUCAUCCUGGAAGGCCUGGCCAACCAAGGCUUGAGGCAGCUGUGGGAGAACCACCAAAGCUGGAUUCCCAGGUCAGAACACGGGAAAUACAAGGUGCUGUACAACUCGCAGCUGCUAUUCCGCAGCCGGCUCUAUGGGGACCUGGAGGCCAUCCUGUACCACGUGCACCUCUUCCAGCCCACGGAGCUGCUGCUGCAGCAGGCGGUGCUUUUCCUGCGAGACACUGAGUGGAGGCAGGUCUUCCAGGCACUGACCAGGAUCCACGACAUCUGCUAUAACAGCACCACCCUCUGGGACGUGAUGGUGAGGAACCUGCUGCCCUCCGCUGCUAUGAUCAAAGACUUGAGCCAAGAGUUUGGGAUGCCCCUUUCGCAAGAAGAACUCACAGAUGAGAAACGGUUUGCCCUACCACCUCAGCCCGCCCCCAAUCUUGAGGACUACCACGGUCGGGACUCCAGCCUCACCUUAGAGAUCCACGCCCAUCAGGAGAAGUACCUGCAGUGGCGGAGUGCCAUGCUGCUGAAGAACAAAGACAAAAAGCACAGUUUCAUCCAGAAAAAUAUCACAGAAGCCUACCAGGUCAGCAAGAAGCCUCCAAAGUCCGUGGCGAAGGUGAUUAGAAUUUCAGCCCCUGCCAACAAGGCCAUCUACAACUAUAGUAUCCAGACCAUGAAUUCUACAGAGCUUGCCAAGAAAGAGCUGUAUCAAGAGAUGGCCAAGGAGCCAAGAAAGAGAUUCACGUACUCACAGGAUUACCUCUCAGCCAUGGUGGAGCCCCUGGACUUGAAGGAAGAGGAGAAGAAAGCCCAGAAGAAAUCCCGCCAAGCCUGGCUCACAGCCAGGGGAUUCCAAGUGACAGGUCUUCAGAGCAACACUGAAGGCAGCUUUCAGGAUCUCAAGCUGCCACCCAUCAAAGAGCUGAAUGAGGAGUGGAAGGAAAACUCCCUGUUUGCUAACGUACUGGAGCCUGUGUUGGAUCGAGACCGGUGGAGCUGGGACAGGCACCACGUGGACUUUGAUCUGUACAAGAAGCCACCACCUUUCCUCAAGCUGCCCCCUUCGCCCGCACCAGCUCCUAUAACAGGUAACAGGCAAAGCUUUGCCAAGCUGGGCCUCCUGAUGCCGUGGGCAGGCAGGAGCUCUGUGCCACUCUGCAUCUUCAGUGGUACCCAUUUUGUUUACGCUAUCAACCAAACUUUCUAUGCUAAAAAAAUCAAGAUGCAGAACGGGUCUGAUAGAAGAGAUUGAAUGUUGGGCUGGAACUCAGACCAGGAUUCUAGUCCGAAGUGUGACAUUUGUGUGACUUCAGGCAAAUCCCUUCAUGCCCUGGGCCUGGUUUUUUGGCUAUAAAGUGGGAAAGUUGGAAGACAGGUCUAAAGGCUUCCUGAGCUUCAACACUAUUACCCAUGACUGAUCUCUAGGUGUCCAGCCAAGAGCUGGAGGCAGAGGCUCUGGGCUUCACUGGGACCUGCCAGCUGCAAAGAUACUGACAGUUCUUCCUGUGGGGGAAAGGCGGAGGCAGGAAACAUAGGUCUUCCUACACCAGUCCCUCCAAGUCCUCUUCCUCUUUAUCCCUGCUUAUGAAAAUUGAUCUCAGGAUCAUCUAGAGGUUAAUAUAGAAUCCAAACUUGUCGGUUAACAGAGCCAGAACCUUUGUUCAGGGAGAACGAGACAUGAACCUAUCUAACAACAAGGUCUGCCAGAGAAACCUCUCCCAGAAAACUAGGUCAGGUGAACAUGAUGGCUUGCUCUCCUCCUCGACUCUUAAGGACAGCUGAUCACAGCUCCACGGAAGUGCUAACAAGUUUGCUAAAAUGUCACUUUCUCCAUUUGCCUAGACUUCGCUCCCUCCCUUCCCAGUAGGCCCUAGGAUCUCCCAGGUUGCCUGAAGAGACCUGUUCUCUGUGGGCAUGUCUCAGGCCCACAGUUACUGCUGUGGCUCUCAAGGAGGCUCCAGCUAGGAGAGCUGUCUAGCCUAAUACAAGGCUUUUCCUUGGUAAGAAUGCUUCCUAGUGAGCUCCACUGCCAGCCUUCCCAGCAAAAGUCUCCUGGGGGUUUCACUGGUGAAAUCAUUUAAGAAACACAUGCUGGGUCUCCUCUUCCCACAACAUGCUUAAGAAAAGUUAGCAACUACAGAUAAGAGGGACAGGCUUGAACUGGUCGCUAGGCCUUUUCAACCCAGAUAGAUGAAUGGAGAACUUGCUGCUGACCGAGGCCUUACAUGCCACCAGCCUAGAGUGAAGCCCCCUUCCAGAGGUCUGCCUAGAAGGGGGGUGGGUCUGACAGCCCCUCCCCAAACUUCCCCUGUGCAAAGAAACUCCAAGCAGCCUUUUGUCCAGAGGUAUGCAUGCUUCAUUUUGUGCAAAAUGCUUCCUUGCUAUUAUUAACAAAACAGAACUUUAGGUUUCACUGAGAGGUUAUUUACAUGGUCACAAUAUUUAGAAACUUUCCCGUUUUAAAAACUAGUUACCAAACCCCUGGCAGAAUGCUCAGGCCAGCCCCCCUCAGCCAGCUCAGCUCUCCAAGUUCCCAAUCUCCUCCUUGCCUAUUUCCAGCAUCACAGUAAAUUGGGAAUAUAC
Molecule: messenger RNA, 4849 nt
Organism: Rhinopithecus roxellana (golden snub-nosed monkey)
Lineage: Eukaryota; Metazoa; Chordata; Mammalia; Primates; Cercopithecidae
Gene: CFAP92
Product: KIAA1257 ortholog
Exons: 15
Coding region: 75-3518 (1147 amino acids)
Source: RefSeq, a predicted model, not a curated record